CCCUCCGGGCUUUGCUUCCGGGGCAGUCGGGGUGGCCACGUAAUCCUCGGGCUGUGCUCGCCAACCGUGCAGUGGAUGGUGGGAGUCAAGAUGGCGGCGGCUGCAGGGGCCAGUAUUCGAGAGAGACAAACCGUGGCUUUGAAGCGUAUGUUGAAUUUCAAUGUGCCUCAUGUUAAAAAUAGCACUGGAGAACCAGUAUGGAAGGUGCUCAUUUAUGACAGAUUUGGCCAAGAUAUCAUCUCUCCACUGCUGUCUGUGAAAGAGCUGAGAGACAUGGGAAUCACUCUGCAUCUGCUUUUGCACUCUGAUCGAGAUCCUAUACCAGAUGUUCCUGCAGUGUACUUUGUAAUGCCAACUGAAGAAAAUAUUGACAGAAUGUGCCAGGAUCUGCGAAAUCAACUCUAUGAAUCAUAUUAUUUAAAUUUUAUUUCUGCUAUUUCAAGAAGUAAACUGGAAGAUAUUGCAAAUGCAGCAUUAGCAGCCAGUGCAGUAACACAAGUAGCCAAGGUUUUUGAUCAGUAUCUCAAUUUUAUUACUUUGGAAGAUGAUAUGUUUGUAUUAUGUAAUCAAAAUAAGGAGCUUGUUUCAUAUCGUGCUAUUAACAGGCCAGAUAUCACAGACACAGAGAUGGAAACCGUUAUGGACACUAUUGUUGACAGCCUCUUCUGCUUUUUUGUUACUCUGGGUGCUGUUCCUAUAAUCAGAUGUUCAAGAGGAACAGCAGCGGAAAUGGUAGCAGUGAAACUAGAUAAGAAACUUCGAGAAAAUCUAAGAGAUGCAAGAAACAGUCUUUUUACAGGUGAUACACUUGGAGCUGGCCAAUUCAGCUUCCAAAGGCCUUUAUUAGUCCUUGUUGACAGAAACAUAGAUUUGGCGACUCCUUUACACCAUACUUGGACAUAUCAAGCCUUGGUGCAUGAUGUACUGGAUUUCCACUUAAACAGAGUUAAUUUGGAAGAAUCUUUAGGAGUAGAAAAUUCUCCAGCUGGUGCUAGACCAAAGAGAAAAAACAAGAAGUCUUAUGAUUUAACUCCAGUUGAUAAAUUUUGGCAGAAACAUAAAGGAAGUCCAUUCCCAGAAGUUGCAGAGUCAGUUCAGCAAGAACUAGAAUCUUACAGAACACAGGAAGAUGAGGUUAAACGACUUAAAAGCAUUAUGGGACUAGAAGGGGAAGAUGAAGGAGCCAUAAGUAUGCUUUCUGACAAUACUGCUAAGCUUACAUCAGCUGUUAGUUCUUUGCCAGAACUCCUUGAAAAAAAAAGACUUAUUGAUCUCCAUACAAAUGUUGCCACUGCUGUUUUAGAGCAUAUAAAGGCAAGAAAACUAGAUGUAUAUUUUGAAUAUGAAGAAAAAAUAAUGAGCAAAACUACUCUGGAUAAAUCUCUUCUAGAUAUAAUAUCAGACCCUGAUGCAGGAACUCCAGAAGAUAAAAUGAGGCUGUUUCUUAUUUAUUAUAUAAGUGCACAGCAAGCACCCUCUGAGGCUGAUUUGGAGCAAUACAAAAAAGCUUUAAUUGAUGCAGGAUGCAACCUUAAUCCCUUACAAUAUAUCAAACAGUGGAAGGCUUUUGCCAAGAUGGCCUCAGCUCCUGCCAGCUAUGGUAACACUACCACUAAACCAAUGGGUCUCUUAUCACGAGUCAUGAAUACAGGAUCACAGUUUGUUAUGGAAGGAGUGAAGAACCUGGUAUUGAAACAGCAAAAUCUACCUGUUACUCGUAUUUUAGACAAUCUCAUGGAGAUGAAGUCAAACCCUGAAACUGAUGAUUAUAGAUAUUUUGAUCCCAAAAUGCUGCGGGGCAAUGACAGCUCAGUUCCAAGGAACAAAAAUCCAUUCCAGGAGGCAAUUGUUUUUGUGGUGGGAGGAGGCAACUACAUUGAAUACCAAAAUCUUGUUGACUAUAUAAAGGGGAAACAAGGCAAACACAUUUUAUAUGGCUGCAGUGAACUUUUUAAUGCUACACAGUUCAUAAAACAGAGCAUCUGGAACCAGACUGCCUGAGUUCAACUGCAGCCUUAACUCUCAUUGACUGUGCGGCCGUGGGCAGGCUAUUUAAUUUCUGUAAACUUCGAUCUCAUCGUCUCUAAAAGCAACUUCAUAAAGUCGCUGUGCCGAUUACAUGACAUCAUCCAGGCAAGUGUCCUUUCCAGGGUCUGAAGCUCAGGGCAUGUCAGCUACGAGUAGGUUCUGCCCUCUAAGUUCAAAAGGCAGGACGGUGCCUUCCCUUCAGGGGGCUGCCAACUCAUCCACACAGAGACCUUGACAGCCACAAGGUGCCGUGGGCUGUUUCGGAGUGGUUCUCACAAGCCUGCACCCGGAACUGCCCCUCCACACUGCCAUCUUUGGGCUCUACGUGGCCACCUCAGAGACGUCCCAAGACCUUUCUAAAGACUGGUGUCACUGUUGUUCAAAAGGCCGCUCCGGCCGUCGCACAAGCUCUAGGGCAUGGGCAUAAAAUUCUGUAGACAGCAAGGCAAGAUUCGGUAGCCCAUUCUGCACCCCCCCAGCUGCUCAAAGUUGGGCUCAAAGGCACAGCCCCCCACGUGUACACAAUCGUAUUCCUCCGGUCAAGGGGGCACGUCUCCCUCACCAGCCUCUGUGUGGGCAGCAGUUCAAGUAUCUCCUCUUGGAGUACGACAAAAUGUCCCACCUUGUCUCCACGCUGUAGUAACAGGAAGGGAAGGAAGGAAGUCAACCAAUUUUGUCAGGCUUCAGGUGCCACCUGUGAUUUGCUCUGCAAACCUCCUGGCACGGAGUCCGACGUGACCAGCCCCGUGUGGUCUGCCAGUAGGUAAUGUGUGCCAACUCUCACCUCCUCCCUGGCUGCCCGUGUGGACAAAUCCACCAGUGUCUACACCCCGUGUAUCUGCCUUGGCAUGGACUCUGAAACCUGACACGACAUGAAGAGCCUGCUCCCGGGUCUCAGCGAAGACCAGGAUCCAGCCUGAUACGCCCUGGCAUUCCGGCUCCCUGAAGUCAGAGAAAUGUUUGACAGCCAUCAGCCCUCAUGCGGACAUCAGGGCAGAGCCAGCCCCAGAGCAAUGCUUUGGCUCCAGAGCACACGAUGCUCAGGUUUCUACCGAACUGUUCGUGUUUGGAAGCAAAGCAAUCAAAAAAGGUGAGAGUGGAGUAGACCAUGUUGACUCUGAAGCUGGUAAAAAUAAAGAUAAUGAUUUUCAAAGAGAAGAAAUCAGCUCCUGCCUGAAAGGCACCUUUAUCCUCUGUCCUCUUUCGGCCUCAACUCUUCUCCCUUGGUGUUGGCUUUCCCUGCUCCACUUCCUCCCAUAUCCCAGCUUCACAUCAAAAGGGAACUCCAUGGUUGAUAGAUUUACCCCAAAUGUACACAGAAAAUAGAUGCCCAGGGAUAAGCAAAAUUAAAGGAGCUUGUCCCACCUGCUUUUAAGUAUUCCAGUUUGUGUUCUCUCUGGAGGCUCUCGUGCACGCUCAUCAAGGAGCUAGAGCACUGGAUCAUGGGACCUCGGGCUAUGUCUCCAUCUCUGCAUGUGCAGACUGCACGCCCUCUUUUCAAAAACUGUACUGAAAUUAUUUCAUUUUAAAGGAAAGAAAAGAGAGAGGAUGGUAAUAAGUGAAUAGAGCACAUCAGGGUUUGGGAGCCCUUGCCUUAGUAUUCUCUUCGAUAAAAGCUUCUGAGACGGGGCGCCUGGGUGGCUCAGUUGGUUAAGCAACUGCCUUCGGCUCAGGUCAUGAUCCUGGAGUCCCUGGAUCAAGUCCCGCAUCGGGCUCCCUGCUCGGGAGGGAGUCUGCUUCUCCCUCUGACCCUCCUCCCUCUCAUGCUCGCUGUAUCUCAUUCUCUCUGUCUCAAAUAAAUAAAUAAAAUCUUUAAAAAAAAAAAAGCUUCUGAGACUAUGAAAUUAAAGCCACUCAGAAUUGAAGGGGACCCCAACUGACCCAGCCUAACUGCUCAAAUCCCCUCUAUGACCCCUCCUCCAACCUGGCCCCCACCCAGGCCAACAGCCCUCCAGGCGUGGGACUGUGCUUUCCUCCCGAGGCAACCAGCGGCAUCCUCACAGCGCAGAGCCAAACUACAAGAGAGCUCCGGAAUGCCACGUUCAAAUAUGCGCCGGCACGGCAAACCGCUGACACCAUGUUUUCACCUGACCAUACAGAUGACGAUCUGGCUUAAAGAAAAUGCUUCUCUGGGGCGCCUGGGUGGCUCAGUCAUUAAGCGUCUGCCUUCGGCUCAGGUCAUGAUCCCGGGGUCCUGGGAUCGAGUCCUGCAUCGGGCUCCCUGCUCGGCGGGAAGCCUGCUUCUCCCUCUCCCACUCCCCCUGCUUGUGUUCCCUCUCUCACUGUGUCUCUCUGUGUCAAAUAAAUAAAAUCUUUAAAAAGAAAAAAAAAGAAAACGCCUCUCCAUCAACCAUCAGAGAGCAGGUAAUUCUAAAACUUCACAUGUGUCUAUAAAAAAGUCUUCUUGCAGAGAGAAGCCUCACAAAUUCUCCUCAGGUCUUCCUGGUCACAGAGGGACUAUGAACCAUGACACAGUAUUUAUGAGUUCCACUUGCCGGAAGUCAUCUCCUCUGUGGAGCAGCAUGGGUAGUCAUGAGGAACAGAAUCCACAAAUAGACUUACAAUAAGCAGGUCUGCUGGCAUCCUCCCAGAUGAAAGGCACCUGCCACCAUGAGGACAAACCACUAGAAAAGCUUUGUCAUCGCAGGAAGAUUCAGGCAUCAGAUCGCAGCCAACGUUGCUUUUGCUUGUCUCCUGUUUUCUCUGGUGCCCAUGGACCCGAAGAAGCGGGCCCCUGGUCGUCAGUACGC
Messenger RNA from Mirounga angustirostris (Northern elephant seal), 4778 nucleotides. It is a transcript of the gene SCFD1, whose product is annotated as sec1 family domain containing 1. Gene Ontology annotation, cellular component: cytosol; Golgi membrane. The record is from RefSeq and is a predicted model, not a curated record. Gene Ontology annotation, molecular function: syntaxin binding. Bases 76 to 2001 code for a protein of 641 amino acids. The transcript has 25 exons. NCBI's taxonomy places the organism in Eukaryota, Metazoa, Chordata, Mammalia, Carnivora, Phocidae. Gene Ontology annotation, biological process: intracellular protein transport; endoplasmic reticulum to Golgi vesicle-mediated transport.